Oncorhynchus masou masou (cherry salmon) is the source of this 793-nucleotide messenger RNA. Its product is annotated as deoxyribonuclease gamma-like. Gene Ontology annotation, biological process: DNA catabolic process. Gene Ontology annotation, cellular component: nucleus. The coding region runs from base 1 to 516 and encodes 171 amino acids. The transcript has 6 exons. The record is from RefSeq and is a predicted model, not a curated record. Lineage: Eukaryota; Metazoa; Chordata; Actinopteri; Salmoniformes; Salmonidae. Gene Ontology annotation, molecular function: DNA binding; deoxyribonuclease I activity.
AUGAUGCUGGAUGGGCGGGCAGCUGUAAUAUAUACUUCUCAUCUCUUCUUGUGUUUCUCAGUGCUGGAGGACUUGGUACUGAUCCCAGUGCACACCAAGCCUGACGAUUCACUGAAGGAGCUGGAUGAGCUUUAUGAUGUCUUCCUGGAAGUGACAAAGAAAUGGAAGACUGAUAACGUUAUGAUCCUAGGUGACUUCAAUGCAGACGGUUCCUACCUUUCUAAAAAGGGCAUGAAAGCCAUCCGUAUCCGCAGUGACGAAAAGUUCCACUGGCUGAUUAAAGAUGAUGUGGAUACCACAGCAAACACAGGCAACGAUAACACUUAUGACAGGAUUGUGAUCUAUGGGGAUGACAUGCUUGACGCCGUCGUGCCAAACUCUGCCAAACCAUUCAACUUCCAGAUUGAAUAUGGGCUUUCUGAAGAAGAUGCCCUGAAGGUGAGCGACCAUUACCCUGUGGAGGUAGAGCUGAAAAGGAAAACACCAACAGAACAGAGCUCUGCGACUGGGAAAUAGAACCCUGUACAUGGACAGGAGGAUGGAGGAAGUGAGUGAAGAGGUGAUGGAGAUGGAGAAGAAGCCUUAUCCAACCAGAGAAGCUGAAUUUAGAGAUACUGGUGCUGAAGAUUCGGAUGGUCAAGCUUAGGAACACUUACGUUGAUCUGUGAUUAAAUCUUACCACAAUACUAGUCAUAUUAAUACUGUAUAUCAUGUUUGUAUGUCUAGUGUAGCUACUGAUCUAAUACUGAUGUGUAUCUUGACAGAAUCUCAAAUAAAGAUGAUGGAGUGAAAA